UCCCUUAGACACGUUAGCGCUCUACCCUGGGCUGUAUGUCGUCUGUGUGUGGUGUUUAUCCUUUGUAGCCUUCAGCAACAGCAAUGAUUUACGGUCAUCAAUAGUUGUAGUGCCACUUUUUGGGGAGUUUCUGGGGACUUGAUGGGUGGGAAAAAGAAGAAGUCAGCGGGGGCUGGUGCUUCGGGUUCACCGGCAACUGCAGCGGUAGGAAACGGCGUGGCUGAGGACCCGAGUGUCGGAAAGAAACAGACGCAGAACAAGCCAGCUAAGCCCUUGAAAGAGAGUAAACCGAAGGCUCCAAAGACCUACAGCCUUGCCAACACUGCUCAGGUUGACACAGGAGGAGUCUCUGACAAGUCAAUUCUUAAAGUUUUCAUCCAAGGUGACCUCGAAAAGAAAAUAAUCAAGCUGAUCAAUGAUUUCAGAGAGGAGAAUGGAGAUAAAGGCCCUGUAUCAGGAAGACUCACUACUAAGAAAUUGCUGGAUCUUUACACAGCUUUGCAAAAGUUCCACUUUAAAACAGAACACAUUGAGGAGGCGAUGAAGAGUAGUGUACUGUAUGGAGGGGAUCUUCACUCUGCUCUUGACUGGCUCUGUCUUAACCUCAAGGAUGAUGAGCUACCUCAUGGUUUUAGCCAGCAGAUGCAAGAGGAGAGCCAAAAGAGUAGGCCCAGGUUUCACCCUCCUGUCCAGGAGAAGAACUCAAAGCCCAGCCCCAAAGCAUCUAACAAACCUUCCAAGGAAGCAGAUGUGGUUUCCAAAAAGGAUGAUGAGGGCACAAGCAUGAAGGAUUGGAUCCUUAGGUAUGCAGAGCAGUGCAGUGAGGAGGAGGAAGAAGAAGAGGAGUCAGUGGGGGAACAUAAGACUACACGCAAUCCCGAGCUGGAUGAAAAGUUUGACCCUAAUGACAGGUAUCUUGUGCUCACUGCCCAACUAUAUGAUGCCAAGGAAAUGGCGGCUGCUGCCAAGACCAAAAAAGACAAGGCAGGCCAGAGGCAGGCGCAGGAUAGGAUACGUGUAAUACAGCAAGAAAUGAAGCCCCUGGAGUCCCACCCAAUGUUCAACCCAGCUAUAAAGGUAGCUGCACAGGAGAAGAAGCCAGCUCCAGUCUCUGAGGAGAAAGAGGACCUAAACUUCAACCUGUUUGAACCAGUUGAAAAGCCUCCUGCUGCAGAAAAAGAAGUGAAAAAGAAGGAGCCAAAGGACAUUCGCAAUUUUGAUUACACGGCUCGCAGCUGGACAGGAAAAUCCCCCAAACAGUUCCUCAUCGACUGGGUCCGCAAGAAUCUGCCCAAGAGCCCCCAGCCAUCUUUUCACAAGGUUUCAGCUGGGAAAUACUGGCGAUGCAAAGUGCGUGUUCAGAGAGUGGAUGAUGUUGUUGAAGUAUGUCCCACAAUUGUGACUGAGGACAGUAUGCAGGCCCAACAUCUGGGUGCCACCCUAGCACUCUACAACCUGGUCAAAGGACAGUCGGUGCACCAGCUUCUGCCUCCUACCUACAGAGAUGUGUGGCUGGAAUGGCGAGACAGUGAGCAGCAACAACAGGAAGAAACUCGCAUAGCUGCCAACAAACCACGAGACCAGUUUAUCUCCCGGUUAUUGACCAGGCUCAAACAGCAGCAGAAUCAGAGCCACAGCCAGGAACCAGAGCAACAAACCGGGUCCCAAUGCCAAUCAGGACUGCAGAAGCCAGAAGGUGAGGAGCCUGAAGAGUCCUGGGAGAGCCUGGCAGGUUUGGAUGUUGGAGAGGAAAGAGAGGACCAGGGUGACAACAGAGAAGCAGGGGGAGGGAGAGAAGAUGCAGAGGCCCUUGGAGCAUCCAGACAGCUGCUAAUGAAGCUACGGAAAACCCCACUAGCCUGCAAACUCCAGGCUGAUCGGGAGCAGCUCCCAGUCUUCCAACACCAACAGCGCGUCCUGGAGGCUCUGCAGCGUCACCGUGUGGUAGUGGUGGCUGGUGAGACAGGCAGUGGGAAGAGUACACAGAUCCCUCAGUUCCUCAUGGAGGAGCUGUUGACAGGGGGUAAUAUGGCACAGCCUUGUAACAUUGUGGUGACACAGCCCCGCCGGAUAUCCGCCAUGAGUCUGGCCAGCAGAGUCAGCCAGGAGCUAGGCUGUGAGGAGGGCCCAGGCUCAAAGAUGUCGCAGUGUGGGUACCAGGUCCGGUUAGAAAACCGAUCGGGAGACUGGACUCGUCUGCUGUACUGUACUACUGGAGUCUUAAUCAGGAAACUCCAGCAGGACCGACAUCUUAGUGCUGUGACACAUGUCAUCGUAGAUGAGGUCCAUGAACGAAGUGUUCAGUCUGACUUCCUGUUAACCAUACUAAAGGAUGUUGUUAUGAAGAGAUCAGACCUGCGGUUGAUCUUGAUGAGUGCCACAGUUGACUGUGACAAGUUCUCUAAAUACUUCAACCACUGCCCUAUAGUCAGCAUUCCUGGCAGGACGUUUCCUGUGGAGGUGUACCAUUUAGAAGACAUAGUGGAAAAGACCGGCUACAUUCUGGAGAAGGACUCAGAGUACUGCCAGAAGAUUCUUGAAGAGGAAGAGGAGGUCAGCAUCUCGAUCACACAAAAAGGUGGCAAGACUUUACUGCACCAGGAGGCGAUUGUGAGGGAAUCCGGUGGUGGCUUGGAGCUGGGUCCAGACCUGGACCACUUCAGCAGUAGGACCCGCCAAGUGCUGCAAUAUAUGAACCCCAAUAAGAUCAAUAUGGACUUGCUGCUAGACGUCAUUGACUACCUGGACAAAUCUGCUCCGUUCGCAUUAAUGAAUGGGGCGGUUCUAGUGUUCCUGCCAGGUUUAGCCCACAUCCAGCAGCUCUAUGACCUGCUCUCCACUGAUAGGAGGUUCAGGAACAAAGACAGGUACCGGCUGGUAGCACUCCACUCUUCUCUGUCUUCAAGAGAUCAAGCUGCGGCCUUCAUAGUGCCGCCUGCUGGUGUCAGGAAGAUUGUGUUGUCAACUAAUAUUGCUGAGACUGGAGUGACUAUCCCUGAUGUUGUGUUUGUCAUCGAUACGGGGAAGACCAAAGAAAACAAAUAUCAUGAGAGUAGCCAGAUGAGUUCUCUGGUGGAGACCUUUGUUUCCAAGGCCAGUGCUCUCCAGAGACAGGGGAGGGCAGGACGUGUCCAAAAUGGCUUCUGCUUCAGACUCUAUUCAAAUAACAGGUUUAAAUCCUUCUUGGAUUACUCCGUCCCAGAGAUACUGAGGGUGCCUCUAGAGGAGCUCUGUCUCCAUAUCAUGAAGUGUGAGUAUGGAUCCCCAGAGGACUUCCUGAGCCGAGCCUUAGAUGCCCCUCAACCCCAAUCAGUCAGUAAUGCUGUCAGCCUGCUGAGGAAAAUUGGGGCAUGCCACCCAGAAAGCCACCAACUCACCCCACUGGGUCACCACCUGGCCAGCCUGCCUGUCAAUGUCAAGAUUGGCAAGAUGCUUAUUUAUGGAGCCAUCCUGGGCUGUCUAGACCCCAUAGCAACCAUUGCAGCAGCAAUCACUGAGAAGUCUCCUUUCUUCACACCCAUGGACAGGAAAGAGGAAGCCAACCUGGUCAAAGCUGCCUUGGCAAUGGCCAACUCUGAUCAUCUGACAAUAUACAACGCAUACUUAGGGUGGAAGAAGUCCCAGAUGGAAGGACCGAGAACAGAAAUGUCCUUCUGUCGAAAACAUUUUCUUAACCGCACAGCACUCAUCACAAUAGAGGAUAUGAAGCACGAGCUGAUGAAGAUGAUGGAGCAGGCAGGUUUCUGGUCUUCUCGCUCAUCUCGUCCUUUUAAAUCCCAGACAUCUACUCUGUCCAAACAGCAAAUUUCUGUCCUUAAUGCUGUGCUGACAGCUGGACUUUAUGACAGUGUGGCCCGAGUCCUUUGUACACCCUCUGUAGAUGUCCUGGAGAAGAUUGCCUGCAUGGUAGAAACCCCCCAAGGCAAGGCCCAGGUCCACCCUUCAUCUGUCAACCGCAGCUUACAGACACAUGGCUGGCUGCUGUACCAAGAAAAGGUCAAGUACACCAAGAUCUAUCUGCGAGACACAACUCUAAUAUCACCCUUCCCUAUGCUGCUGUUUGGAGGGGACAUAGAUGUUCAGCACAGAGAACGACUCAUCACCCUGGAUGGAUGGAUACACUUCCAGGCUCCAGUGAGGAUUGGUGUGAUCUUCAAACACCUGAGGAAGUUGAUGGACUCACUGCUAGAAAAGAAACUAGAGAAACCUAACAUGAACCUGGAAGAUGAGAAGACCAUCCAUUUGAUUCUGGAGUUGAUCAAGAUGGAGAAUGUUGUGUGAUAUCCAGCCACCAAAGGACGUAUCAGUCAUUAAAAAAAAAAAAAAAAAACACACACACACACAUAUAUAUAUAUAUAAGUACCUAUGAAAGCAUGCCUAACUGUCAGGUAAUAAAGCAGUUGUCAAUUUAAUGAGACUCAACCAGUCCUACUAUGACCAGGGAGAAAGGCCUGGGAUAAAUUUAGCAUGGUGCAUUAAACAACAACAAACAGAAAUGUCUAUUAACUGCGUUGAAACUUCACAAAGUAGAAUUGUAGUGGACCCAGCAGAGAUUAAUGAGGCCUUUAGGGUCUUCUAUGGGAAAUUGUAUAGUUCUGAAUGCUCUUCCAGCCUGGAUAUGAAGACAGAAUUCCUAAACAACCUUAAUAUUCCUAGAAUUUCUGAAGAGGAAAGUAGAGCAUUAGAUGGAGAAUUAACAAAACUGGAAAUUGUAGAAGCGAUUGUCUGUAUGCAGGCUGGAAAAGCAGUGGGUCCAGACAGCAUCCCUGUACAUAUUUAUAAAAAAAAUGUAGUCUAAAUUACUUUCACCUCUUUUGGAGACGUUUCAGGAGUCCUUCAGGAAUGGUUUUCCCCCCACAUCCAUGAGGGGUGCCCUAGUCAUAUUACUUCCAAAACCGGGAAAACCAAACACAAAAUGUGAAAAUAUGCACCCAGUUAGCCUCUUAAAUUUUCACAAUGUUAGGUGAGUGCUCAAUAUUUUAAACAGCCAGAGAGGGGCAACAGACACGGCCUUAAACUUGAUGCAGAGAAGGCCUUUGACUGUGUUGAAUGGCCUUAUCUAUUUGAGGUGCUUACCUGCUUUGGCUUUGGGAUUACAUUUUAUGAAUGAGUUAGAUUGCUUUGUACUGGGCUCACUGCAGAAGUUUUGACCAAUAAUUUGGUGUCUAAACCUUUUAACAUCUCUAGAGGUUGCCCGCAAGGAAGUCCUUUAUCACCAUUGCUAUUUAUUCUUGCAAUAGAACCAUUUGCUAUAGCAAAGGAUGCAUAGUGACAUUUAUGGAAUGCGAGAAGGUCAUUUAGACGGAUCAUCCGUUUCCAUUUCUUCCUGUCUUCUGCGUCUUCCUCUGUCACACCACCCACCUGCAUGUCUUCCCUCACCACAUCCAUAAACCUCCUCUUUGGCCUUCCUCUUCUCCUCUUCCUUGGCAGCUCCAUAUUCAGCAUCCUUCUCCCAAUAUACCCAGCAUCUCUCUUCCACACAUGUCCAAGCCAUCUCAAUCUUGCCUCUCUUGCUUUGGUAGAUCUUAUUAAUAAAUUUGGAAAAAUAUCUGGAUACAAAGUUAAUCAUUCAACAUCAGUGGUGUAUGUAACUUUUUUGGUCCGGUUCUCAAGGAAGCACCUGGAGAUGUUUCUAGGUACUCAGUCUGUAUGUUGCAUGGUUAUCCUACAAGCUGUCAUCAUCACUACCCUCCUGACUGCUCUCCUCACUCUCUUCCUCUCUUUCAAACAUGACAGAUGAAGAUGUAGGCCUACUUCUUUCUCCCUUGUUGAGUCUGUGAUUAGCUGUUUGCAUCCAUAAGUCAACAGCUGGCUUCGGCUCAAAAGUCUCUUGUCAUCUUAGACAAGUGGAUGUGCAUCAGGGAUGAGAGGAGAGAGUCUGACAGGCAGGAUCUGUACUUGCUUUGUAUCAUAUUGAGAUGUGAAAAUCCACUCUCACACACAGCACUGCUCAAGGACAGUGCAAGGGACAACAGAAGGACUUUAUGAAUGUUGGAGUAACGAUCUGUAUUACUUAUCUUCACUGUGUUGACCAAGUCAUACACAGAGGAGGCUGCCAAAAGUUUUCCUGCUUGCUUUAAACACAUCCAUCCUCAUGUAGUGGAAUCUCUGUCAACAGACAAGCUGGCCUCAUAUUUUUUGGAGGAUGUUAGUAAGUGUUAUGUUGCCAAAACUGUGGAGGUCUUGCAUUUCUCGAGGCCAAGUUGAAGGAUCACAAAUUAAAAAUUGAUCACAUGACUUAAGGGAUUCAUAUCUGCUUUCAAACUCAUGAAUUAGACCUUUCAAUACAUCAGCUUUGUCCCUGUCAGCAUCAGUAUUUGAAAGUCUCUUUCCUGUUCUUGCCAUCACUGUCAAGCAAUAGUGUCAGCUGUUCAGCAGCUACCAUGAGCUCAUUUUUGCAUUCACCAAUAGUCAACUUAUCUUGUUCUGUUAUGCCAAGCUUACCAUUGCACUUGUAUUUGUAUUCAGCAGGUCGUAAAUACCUGAGAAAAAACAUAGACAACUCUAUUGUGUUGAAUAUGAUUAACAUUUGGUUUGACUCUUGUAAAUAUUUGAACAUAAACUCCUCCUGGUCACGCUUCAGUCCAAUUUGGGGUAAUGUUAACUUUAAACCAGGAAAAUGUAACUCAGGAUUUCGGUUAUGUGCUGAAAAAGGGUUAAAGAAAGUGGAAGAUAUGUACAUUGAAAAUAAAGUACUUAUGUCCUUUGCAGAAAUGUCAACUAAAUAUGACAUUCCAAAGAAUCACUUUUUCAAAUAUCUUCAAAUUAGGAACUUUAUAUCCUCAUCUGAAAACCAUUCAUUAGAUAUACCUGUCAUUUCCUCAUUAGAGGCAGCAUUAUAGGAUAUUGCCAUGAUUUAAUUUCAUCUUUGUAUGGCUUGUUUGAAUCUGGGUCUGAUGAAUACUCCGAAUCAAAACUUAUUCAUGGAAAGAAGCUGUAGAUGAUGAAAUAUCUUUAGAAGACUGGAGUAAGACAUGUAGGAAGGCUCAGAGGCAGACACUCAACAGUAGCUUGAAGCGUAUACAGUAUAAAUGGCUGAUGCGUACAUACAUAACACCUGUUAAAUUGCACAAGUUUAAUGAUAACAUUCCUAAUACCUGUAUCAAGUGUAAUGAGGCAAGGGGGACACUGCAACUGUAUAUGGGAAUGUGUGAAAGAAACCCUUUUGGCUAGAUAUUAUUAAUUAUGCUUGAUCAAGUUUGAUCAAAGAACUUACCAUUGGAUCCUAAGCUUUUUAUUCUGGAUAUAUAUCCUGUCAACCAUCACUUACAAAGCAAAGAGUUUAAAUUCAUAGAUGUGUAUAUUACAAGAUAAAUGUAUAAUUUCUCUUAAUUGGAAAAAUUUUAAUGGGCCAAGAAUCAGAAUGUGGAUUAAAGAAAUGGCUUCAAACAUGUCAAUGGAAAAGAUAACGUAUAUUGUUAGACGUAAACAAAAUACGUUUGAUAUCUGGAGACCUUUUAUGUACUUCUUAAGGCAUAAUGUUAAUGUUGGUAACCUACUUCAGCGGGAACAAGUUCUGAGGGUUGUAGGGCACCAUCAAGCUCAUGCACAUUAAUCUAAGACACACCCUUUACUUUUUUUAUUUACCUAUUUACUUUUUUUUUUACAUUUUUUUCCUUUAUGGCCCUACUCAGUUGGUGGGGAUGAGUUGUGGGAGGGAGAUCGGGGGGAAAUAUUUGUUGUGUUUUGUAUAAUUGUUAUUCAUUGUAUAUUCUGAUGUGAUUUUCAAACCAUGGAAAAAAAGCAUGCCUCUCCGAAACCUGUAUAUAAUGUAUUUUUAAUAGUACUUCUGGUAUCCACAAUGAGUGUGCCCCCACCUCUCCAUUAUAUUUUACUGUGGCGAGCCGCCAUGAUAAAGACCGGAUCAGACAUAGCAGUACUAUAUUUAAGAUCACUUCAAAGGUGAAGUAAACCCAUGGGAAAAAUUACACUUUACUUGUAAUGUGAACACACUGAAAGUCUGCACUGUUGAGCAAAAGUAAUUGAUUGGACAUUUG
This is a messenger RNA of Lampris incognitus (smalleye Pacific opah), 7997 nucleotides long. RefSeq names its product DEAH (Asp-Glu-Ala-His) box polypeptide 29 (gene dhx29). The transcript has 28 exons. Gene Ontology annotation, cellular component: intracellular anatomical structure. Bases 142 to 4281 code for a protein of 1379 amino acids. Gene Ontology annotation, biological process: translational initiation. NCBI's taxonomy places the organism in Eukaryota, Metazoa, Chordata, Actinopteri, Lampriformes, Lampridae. Gene Ontology annotation, molecular function: RNA binding; RNA helicase activity; ATP binding. The record is from RefSeq and is a predicted model, not a curated record.